Sodiomyces alkalinus F11 is the source of this 1011-nucleotide messenger RNA. RefSeq names its product Thioesterase/thiol ester dehydrase-isomerase. Lineage: Eukaryota; Fungi; Ascomycota; Sordariomycetes; Glomerellales; Plectosphaerellaceae. The coding region runs from base 1 to 1011 and encodes 336 amino acids. Gene Ontology annotation, molecular function: fatty acyl-CoA hydrolase activity. The record is from RefSeq and is a predicted model, not a curated record. The transcript has 7 exons.
AUGCGGUCCCUCUCACUCCCCAUCCGCCGCAGUCUCCGCAACCUGCACACGUCCCACCCAGCAACACCCUCCCCCGCCAUCCUCCGAUCCUACAGCACCGCAUCGAGCAAUGGCAGCACACCAACUUCCACAGCGCUAGAGUCAGAACCGCCCACCCCUGCACUGAGCUCGCGGUGGUUCGCCGACCUGCAGUGCCGGCUCCGGCAGCUGGCCGCUUCGAGCCUGGGCGCGGCGGGGAGGAAGGAGGCCGAGCGGUUGCUGCAGUUCGCGCAGGAUGAGUGGAUGGUGCUUGUGGCCGGGCGGCAGGGGUUCCUCACGGACGAGAGGUGGAGGGGGCUAGACCGGUGUCCGGUGGUGUGGGGGGACAUGGAUAGUAUGGGACACGUCAACAACGUCAUGUACAACCGCUAUGCCGAAUCCGCACGGGUAAACUGGGCCCUCUCCCACGGGCAAGGCCGCGGUCCCGAGGAACAAAACCGCUGGGAAGGCCUCAUGACCCCUCGCGGCGUGGGUCUGAUCCUAAAAAGCAUCAAAACCGAGUUCAAAUUCCCCCUGGGAUUCCCCGACAAAGUCACCGUCCUCGACCGCCUCGUCGAGAAACCCACCUACGACGCCGACGUCCUCAGACUCGACGUCCUCAUCCUCUCGGAACGCCACAGACGCGUCGCCGCCCGCUGCGAGGAGGAGGUCGCCGUCUACGACUACCGCUCGGCUCGCAAGACCGUCCUGCCGCGGGACAUGGUCGACCGCCUCGCCGAGACGUAUGAGCUGCAGGAAGAAGCCAGGCGCGUGGCCGAGGCCAAGGCCGCCGAGGUGAUCCGGGCGGUCGAGAGGAUGGAGAGUAUUGGCCAAUUCUCAGGCCAGCGACUUCUGCAUGAACAUUCGAGGUUGCCCUUCCACGACACCGCCGCAUGGAUAUCCGGGUCUAUUUACACCAUGGUCUCCGACUAUCUAAAACACCGCCGUCGAAUCCAGAAACCUGCGUUUCCAAGCCUUUGCACGUCUCAAUGA